CGACAUGGCAUUGCCGUCACCUGUAAACCCUGGAGGACUCGCACCUCUCCGCCGAGGAGAAAGUUUGUGGCGGCUGAGAGCAAAGAUUUGAACAGAGAAGAAACUGCAGCGGCAGCAACAGGGAGACAGUGAGGAGACGGUCACACACACACACACACGCGCGGGGUCAGGGACACGGGGGCUUUGCAAACAGACGGAUGCCGAAGAGGAAGGCGGGGGGUGUUUUGUGGGACCAUCAGCCUUGGAAACGGUUUAUUCCGACCUUUGUGGAGAAGAGCAACAGAGACAUCGCCAGAGCCGCGGGGAGACCUCAGCCCAGACCCCCAGCCCGGGGCCUGGACACCCCCAACCCGGGGCCUGGAGACUCCCAGCCCGGGGUCUGGAGACCCCCAACCCGGGGCCUCGACACCCCUAACCCGGGGCCUGGACACCGCCAACCCGCAGCCUGGAGACCCCUAACCCGGGGCCUGGACACCCCUAACCCGGGGCCUGGACACCGCCAGCCCGGGGCCUGGACACCCCCAACCCGGGGCCUGGACACCCCUAACCCGGGGCCUGGACACCGCCAGCCCGCAGCCUGGAGACCCCCAGCCCGCGGCCUGGACACCCCCCGCUCACAGCCUCGGCCUCAGCCCGCAGCACCCGCCCAGAAUGUAGAGUUGAAUGAUGUGCCGUCCGCAUUCAACUCCUUCCAGUUUUGGAGAGUUCCUUUACCUACUAUCAACUUGGACGAGAUUGAGAAUCCCACCUUGGAGAAUGCAGCCGAAGAAAUGAACUGUGAAGAGACAGAGGAGGCAGCACAUGUGGAAAUGGAUGUGCAGAACUAAGAUUUGCAUUUUUUUUAAAAAUUAAGUAAGGCAACAUUUAAAAAAAAAUCCUCCCAAAGGGAAAUGGGAAAGUGUCUGCAGACAUCUUGGUAAUUUCCAAAUACGCUCAUUCUGCUGUGAAAUCUGCAUUUCCGAGUUCCCAUGGAGAAGGCCUAACAGGUCACAUGUCUCAUUCCUUUCAGAGAAGCAUAAAAGGUCAACAGACUUUCAAAGUAACCCUUUCCCGGUCUGUAUAGGCUGAUAGCAGUGCUUGGCUGUGUAAAUUAAUAUGUUGUCAUUGCUAUAGAAGUAGUAAUCAGUUGGAAAAAAAUACACACACUUCCAAAUAGUACAUGUGCUGAAUUCAAGUGAAAUCAUCAUAGCACAAAUUAACACAACAAUGAUACACUGGCUUUAAGGGCUGUGAAGGAUAGUGGUGGGGGUUGCUGACUGGUAUGUGAAAUACUUAAGUGUGUUCUAUCCUUUAUUCUAAUUUAAAAUUGUUUAUUUCUUGUUUUCUUUCCAUUUGAUUUUUUUUAUUUUCAUUCAUCUCUUUCACGUUUGUCUAAUCCUUAAAAAUGUAAUGUAUGCCUAGUUUGCUUUAUUUCCUAGCGUGUUUCAAUUAAAAUUUUAUCUCUCAUACACUCACAAUACCAUUAACUAUUUCCUGCCACCACUGCAGGUUGAAGGAAAGUCAGUUUUGUAUUAAUGGAGGCAGUGCUUGCCCAUAGUGCUCUCCAAAAUUGAAAUGUCUGUGACAUCUGCAAUGAUUAUACAAUAGUUUUACUUUUUUUACUGAGUAAGUGCUGCUUCUAUCAGCAUGAAACUGACUUCUCUUAAUCUGUCAGUUGGUAACAGAGUAGAUAAUUAUCUCUCUGUUUUCCUCUGUUCAUCUUUAUGAAGCAACAUCUGAUAUUACAAUACAUUUUACAAUUACAUUUGUAUAGCACCUUUCACGU
Callorhinchus milii (elephant shark) is the source of this 1765-nucleotide messenger RNA. RefSeq names its product splicing factor 3A subunit 2. NCBI's taxonomy places the organism in Eukaryota, Metazoa, Chordata, Chondrichthyes, Chimaeriformes, Callorhinchidae. The record is from RefSeq and is a predicted model, not a curated record. Bases 198 to 827 code for a protein of 209 amino acids. The transcript is spliced from 2 exons.